Achroia grisella is the source of this 2072-nucleotide messenger RNA. RefSeq names its product dipeptidase 1-like. Bases 277 to 1779 code for a protein of 500 amino acids. The transcript is spliced from 2 exons. Gene Ontology annotation, biological process: proteolysis. Gene Ontology annotation, molecular function: metallodipeptidase activity. Lineage: Eukaryota; Metazoa; Arthropoda; Insecta; Lepidoptera; Pyralidae. The record is from RefSeq and is a predicted model, not a curated record.
GCCGCAACGCUAUGUGCUCUAACACGCUACAAUCCGCGCUCAUCGCGGCCCGCUGCUGUGCGGCCGGAGUACCCAGAGCCCGCUGUGAUCACGAGGGCUGCGCCGUUGGCGUCGGAUCGCGUUAAUUGUUGACUUUUAUGGUGGAACACGUCGAGCAGGGGGUGGGGAGACAGGUGGCGUCGCGCAGGUGCGGCCCGCGUCCGGCCCGGGGCCGCAUUCGCAGCGCGCGGAGGCGCGGGUUCGCCGCUGCGUGCGGCUGCCCGCCUCGUCGCGCUAAUGGAGCCGCCGUGGGAGCUCGAGCUCGAGCUACGGCGGCACAUAGAAACCUGCGCUUGCACCUGCGACCACAUGGGCUACGGCAACUACAUGGACUAUCAAAUGGCGCCAGCGGCGCAUGCUUGCCUAUGCCGCGCGAUCACCUCGCCGCACGCCCACGCUGCAGUGCCCGAAGGCAUGACUUUCCCUGGUCCACUACCAGAUGUAGCGGAGCGGUGUGGUCGAUGGGCACCGGAUUCAUUAUCAGCUUCGGCCUCCGGCAGUUCAGAUGAAAAACCCACACCACGUCGACCACGCUGGCGUAUUGCUCUCGCGGCGCUGGUAGUGCUGGCCGCUCUAGGCGCCGCGCUAGCGUUACCGCUCGCUCUGGGCGGCGGUGGUCGAGCCACACCUGAACAACGUCUCACUACAAUACGCCGUAUGCUUCGUGAUUCACCACUAGUAGAUGGUCAUAAUGACUUAGCCUGGAACGUUCGAAAGUUUCUUCAUAACAAAAUUGGUGACUUUAAUUUAAGUGCCGGUCUGGAAGGACUAGAGCCGUGGGCGCGCUCGCGCUGGUCGCAUACCGAUAUCCCACGACUAAGACUGGGUCAGGUCGGUGCACAAUUCUGGUCGGCAUACGUACCCUGCGGAGCGCGGGAUAGGGACGCCGUACAGUUAGCACUGGAACAAAUGGAUGUUAUUAAACGUAUAGUAGAAAUGAACGCUGCACAUCUCGCACUUGUAACAGAUGCGACGGAACUGCUUGAAGCACAUCGUGAUGGCCGUAUUGCCUCAUUAAUUGGCGUUGAAGGUGGACAUGCGCUCGGUGACUCGUUGGCUGUGCUACGUGCUUUCUACCAACUUGGGGCGCGCUAUCUCACCGUAACCCAUACGUGUGACACACGGUGGGCUCGAGCAGCUGGUACUGCUGGUGGUUUAACUGAAUUUGGAAAAGCAGUGGUUCGUGAAAUGAAUCGACUUGGUAUGAUUGUCGAUUUGUCACAUGCAGGUGAAGAAACGGCGCGGGACGCUUUAGAGACAUCGCAGGCGCCAGUUGUUUUUUCUCAUUCAGGCGUUGCAGCAAUUUGUAAUUCAACACGAAACGUACCAGACGAGUUACUUCGGAUGAUUGCAGCAAAUGGAGGCGUUGUGAUGAUCAAUUUUUAUGCUAAAUUAGUAACUUGCGGCGAACGGGCCACAGUAGAAGACGUGGUAUCCCAUAUAAAUCAUGUACGGCGCGUGGCCGGCGUGGAGCAUGUGGGUCUCGGGGCCGGAUACGAUGGUAUCGACGCGCCGCCCGAAGGAUUAGAGGACGUGUCACGAUAUCCACAUCUUUUAGCAGAGCUACUACGAGAUCCGAACUGGAGCGAAGAUGACGUACGCAAAUUGGCUGGUAUGAAUGUAGUGCGCGUGUUGCAAAAUGUAGAGCGCGUGCGUGAUCAGUGGCGGCGCGCGGCAGUGCUGCCCGGUGAAGAAACGGCGGGAGCUCGCCGCGGUGACUGCGUAUACGGGACUGCGUGACGCAGGCUGCGCGCCGCUCUCCCGCGGCCCUCCUCGUACUGCUCAAUAUUGACACUUGUUGAACGUAGUUAUACUUGUAUAUUAGUGUCCAAAUGUGAUUUAGCGAUUAAAGUAAUAUCUACCUGACCUCAAUGCACAAAUUGUUUGGCUAAGGAACCGUACGCGCUGGGCGAUUCGUCUCGGCGUCGAUCGCGGUCUGCCCGCUGAACUCUUUUCCAUCCAUGCACACGACUUCGUUGAUGAAAGCCCAUGCGAUCCGUGAUUUAUAUGAUGUGAACCAUUGAUGAUAUAAA